AUGGGUUUACCUAUGUUCGUAUCUCCACCUUUGUCAAAAAGACAGAUACCACCAAAACAAUCUCCACAAUCACCUUCAUAUUCAUCAACUUUUGAUGAAAUGGCUUUCGGCAACGAUGAUUUUCAAAACUCAAGGGCAAGUUUAUUUGGUUGUUCAACAACAUUUUCAACGUCUUCAUCAACUUCACCUAGACGUGCUCGUUUGUUAAGUCUUGCUCGUGCUCAAAUAUCUGCUGCUCAAAUGACUGCUGCUCAAAUAUCUGCUCAACAACAACGUUCUUCUGAACAAUCACGUCAUGGUAAUGGUAGUAUUAGUAGUAGCGAUGAUAAUAAUAACAACACUCCUUCUAUUAAUGAUGAUUUACAAGAUAUUUUAAGUAUCGAGGAUUUUUUAGAUUUUAUUCCUAACGAUAAUAUUUCUACAACUAAUGAAAGCUCACAAGGCGCUCAACAUGAUAACAGGUUAUUGAGAUCAUCUAGACAUCAUCACAGAUCAUCUCACCAUCACAGCAGCAGUAAUAGUGGUAGAUCCUCUUCUAGAUCGUCUUAUCCUUCAAGAGAUGAUUAUUUAACUCUACGUGGUAUAGAUUUAGUUGGAUCAACUCAUCAUUAUCAACCGUUACCUCCAUUACCUCCAUUACCAAGACGUCUCAAUACAAUACAUAAUUAUCGUUCAUUUAUUGAUGACUUUUACUCGGUCAUUCCAGAUUUUGUACCUAGUUUAUUUGAUAGUAGUGAUGAUGGUUUAGAUUCAAGUAGCAAUGGUGGUAGUGCUAAUAACCAUCAUGGUGGUAAUAGUGCUGGUGGUUCAUUUUAUCGAAUAUUAUCUCCUAUAGCAGGAAGAUAUGAUUCUACUAGACUGACUACUUCAAGAUUACCGCCAACAACAAUAACAAACGCUAGUAGUAAUAAUUCUACCAGUAGUAAUAAUUCUAGUAACAAUAACUCUUCAUCUACAACAACGGAUCAAACGACUUAUGAUUACGGUGAACUUUGUUAA
Entrophospora sp. SA101 is the source of this 999-nucleotide messenger RNA. The record is from the annotation of a GenBank genome assembly. NCBI's taxonomy places the organism in Eukaryota, Fungi, Glomeromycota, Glomeromycetes, Entrophosporales, Entrophosporaceae.